GUGCGACGGUUCGGCUCGAAGACGGCAACGCGAUUUCGCGGACGUUCGCGGCACAUUCGGUGGAUUCGGUUAGACGAAGCGUUUUUGUGUGUUUGUGUGUGAGAGUGAGCCUUAGGGCGAGUGGGCACGAGAUGAUCGUACGCGUACGCUGAUCAUGGGCUGAUACUACUGUCUGGUGCAUACGUUCGAACGCCUUUACCUUAUCUCACGAUGCGUUGCCGACUCGUACAGCUCAAAGGGAUAACGCAUGUACGCUUGCUGUACCACUAAUGGUAGUAUUAGGCUAAAACCAUGCUACUCACCGUCCCGUCCCGUUCAUCCCACUCUGCGCAAGGAAUGGUUAUGACUCAAUGGCAAUAUACGGAACAUUAAAUAGUUCGUUUAGUGGAAAUUAGUGCAUUGAGAAAUGAAAUAUAGAUAAAGCCGUUCCAAAAGCAUUAAAACACUGACAGUGAAACCUAAAGCACUUCACAGGGCCACACCCAGCCUGGUAAUGAAAUCGUCACCAGCCAUUUUAUGAAAGUGAAUCAUUUCGUUGCAUAAAAAUCGAUCAUUAAAUGUCAAAUCAUUACCAUUACGGUGAAGAAGUAAUUAUAGAUAAUUGUGACACACAAAAAUCCGUUAAUUCCAGCAAUCAGCUCCCAGGCUCCGGACGGUCCAAAGCCGGUCAGGCAGGAGCAGUAGCAGCAACAUCGCCUGGGACUUUUAAUCAUCGCCCGGUUCCGGAGAGUUGAUGCGAUUUCGCGCCUCGUAGAUGCCAUUUCGUUACGGUGCUGAAUGCUGAAAAUGACAUUUAAUGUGGUGGAAGUGAUCAAGAUGCAUUAAAAACGGAAAAUUAAAACCCAUCGCUCCGAGCGUGUCCACUGUUAACGGCAGCGGCAGCGUGCCAUUUCACCGAAUGGGAAAUUAAUUCGAUGCCGUUCGGGUUUGCUGGAGUGAAGUAGUAUGCAAACGAGAUCCCGGCACCCGGCUAUGAGGGAGGCCAGUGCAGUGACCGUACCUUGAAGGGCCGUUGGAACGAACGCUGUCAUAAUACAAUGAAAGUCGAUCGUUUAAAAAUAAUCUUAAUCCCACCGCGUGGAUGUGUCACUCCGUAAUCUGAGGGUAAAGUUAACCGGCGCAAAACAAAUUUUGUUGCGGUCAAAAAGGAUUAAAGUGCAGUGCUUGAACGGUGGUGCGAAAGGUGCAGAGGAAACCAUAAUGUGUGAAAUGUGCAACACAAUCGUGCGUUGAUUGGAGAUGGAAGCAAAACCGUACCCCAGUGUGCACCGGCUAAGAUGUAUUGCUACAGCAUCCGAUCGUGUGGAAGCGGUAGGAAGUAAUAAUUGGAAGUGAAUAGUGCAAUUGGCCACGUUCUGUGAUGUGCAGCCCAACCGUUGCAUAAAUAAAUGGUGUCCGUGCGCUUUGGCUUUGUGCAUUGCGUGUGUUAUACUUUCGAUAGUGCGAUGUGCAGCAUCGGUCGUGCUGGUUGGUUUGUUUGGGAAAGUGUUAAUCGUUUCGUUGUUGUAAAUUAGUUCAAAACCGCAUUGAAAUGCAAGUGUACCAACGUUCGCAACACUGUUCGUCCCACCGAAAUACACACAAAACACAAGCCGUAAUGGAAUUUAGACAGGUGAAACCAUUGUCAGCAAACUGCUGCAGCUGGAUUAUUACGCUAAUGAUGCUCAUCACGUCGCCAUCAUUGCUGUGCGCCGAACCCGAUACGCAAAUAUUCCGCGUGGACCCGUUAGCGCUACUUUCGGGAACGUUGCGCACAUAUCAACGGGCCGGCUGUGAUCGAGAGCUUGUCACAUUAAGUUGUCCCCGCGGCACGAGCAUCUCGAUCGAGAUAGCGCAGUACGGGCGGAGCGGCGAUGCAAACGAACGAAACUUGUGCCCGGCAAGCACGGAAGAUGCGCUCGAUAUCAGCAUACCGGGGACGGAAAUAGAGAUAAAGGCACCGGAAAGCUGCACCUGGCCAAACGCCUUGCAGUACUCGCUGCUUCAGACCGUCGUGGAAGCGUGCCAAAAGAAGCGCCACUGCAAGUUUCUCGCCUCGCCCAAAACGUUCGGCGGCGAUCCGUGCCCGGGCCAGCGGAAGUUCGUCGAGGUGGCCUACAAGUGCCGACCGUACGAGUUCCGGAGCAAAAUCGCUUGCGAAAACGAUGUAAUUCAAUUAAUUUGCAACCCAUACUCCCGGAUAGCAAUCUACAGCGCAAACUACGGCCGAACCGAGUACGAGAGUCUUCAGUGCGCGCAGCCGCAGGGUGUAAAGGAGGAAAAUUGUCUCGCCUCGUACGCCACGGAAACGGUGAUGCAAAAGUGUCACGGACGGCGGAAGUGCACACUCUCGGCGGACAGUACCACAUUCGGCAAACCGUGCCGGCCCGACUCGAGGAUGUAUUUAAAAGUUGUUUACACAUGCGUGCCUAGGAAGGUGCUGAAGGAUCGCUUCGAGGCUGCACCGGAACCGGACGAACCGCUGCAGAGUGACCUCGAGCAGGACCAGGACGAGCUGUACGAUGAGGAUCAGUUUUUCCGCGAGUCGGACGCGGCACCGCCCGGACCGGCACCGAAGCUGCAGGGUGGCCCAACGAAUGGUCGCGUUUCCGAUGUGCCCGGCUACGUCGGCACAUCGAGCAGCAGCAGUACGCCCGCUUCACCGCCCCGCUCCAUCCACGACAUUAUGGACGAUAGUGACUUUUCGUUCGGAGAAAACCAGGAAAAAUUCUACCUUUACCUUAUCGUGGCCGUCACCGUCGCCAUCCUGCUCUGCGUGUCGAUCGUGAUCGGCCGGCUGGUGGUGCAGCGGCGCCGCACAGCGAAGGACGGGGACGAUAAAUUCCAAACUUCCAACACCGGCGAAACGACGCUGCCGAACGGUUUCACCGACGACAUAUCGGAAAUCGAUGCCGAUAUCGAUCUGCAGACGCCGCUCCCGGUGCCGAGCGUUUCGCGAAGCGAUAGCUACGGACCGUACACGCCGUCGCCCGGCCCGUACGGCAAUCUCGGACCGUCGAACAUUUCCCACACGUCCACCACGAUGCUGGUGCCGCCGUGCUCGAUGGGCACGAUCAUGAGCACCUCCCAGUCGCCCGGGUAUCUCGGCGGGCCCAUCAACAUCAUGCCGUCACAGCUGGGCUCCAGCAUAGGUACGAUAAGGACGCCACUGGCAGCCAUGACGACCCUGCCGAGGCCGCACCAGCCAUCGCAACAGCUUCCGCCCGGCUUCCUCGGCGGCUCGGUAAUUGGCACGCAAACGCUACGCCGCCUGUCGAGCGAUCACGAUGGGAACACACCCCGCAGCCUCAGUAGAGGAGCGACCAACGCGCAGUACUACUACGGAUGACAUCCGGUUCCUUCGCAGCCGGCGCUUAUCGCCACGUCUGGUCCGCCAGGAACCGGCACGGGGCAGAGCCACGGCGUCGCGCAACAGCAGCAACACCCGUCCCAGCAGUUAUCAUCCGCCUCCUCAAUCUGCUCCUCCUCCUCGACCCAUCCGGGGCAGCAGCAGCAGCAGCAGCAGCAGCAGCAGCAUCAUAAGCAACCACCACCACACCCGCAAUCCAUCCUAAAAAACAAGGAACCAACGAUCAGCGAACUGGAGGACACCAUCGUCAUGUGUCCACCGAAUCGAACGUACUGUUUCUAGAACUACAGCAUAAUCCUGCUAAGGAAGCAUCACACCACCACCACCACCACUACCACCGCCGCCGCCGCCGCCGCCACACUACCGCUCCACCGUCCACCGGUCGGUGGGACGAGCGCGCUGGACAAAGAUCUGGUGUAUCUGUGAGACAAGUUUGCGAAAGCUAAUUAAACUUCGUUCGCUCGCACCAACCAAGCAAGCACACAAAACAAGAAAAAAAAAAAUAACGGCAAAACCUUCUUGACCGGCGGCACACGUUUCGAGCGCAAAUGAAAUGUGUCGCGCACGACCGGAACAUUGCCGGACUAAUCCGUGGACGGGCACGGCAAAACACAGUCCGCCACAGUCAAACACAAUCUAACGAGUGAGACAUUGCUAGGUGGUUGGCGCGGGGCAUGAUCCUGCAGGGGAUGACGCUUAGCAUUUGCGAGCAACCGUCAACAACCGGGAGCUUAUCGUUUGUCCAAAACAAGACUGGUUCCACUGUUUGGUGGGUGUAUGUGUGUGUGUGUGUGUGUUUGCAUCACGAGAUGUGACGGGUCAUUGCGUACCUGCGCGAAAGGGGGGCAUGGCGCCCGGCGUGAAGAAAGCGUCAUCAUGAGCCGCGCGGUCUUUGGAAGCUGUACCGUGAGGAAGCUUUAGUGGGAUAAGCUGCGGGUGUGUGUGUGCGCGCGCGUGUGUGUCUGUUUUUUUGUCUCACAGGUUGGCAGAGGGGUCACCUCCCACUAGAGUAGGUUAAAGAUGGUACAGCACAACAUGCUACUGCAGAGCCCGCGCCAUGCGUUACAGUGUGCGGUGGUGCAGUUUUGUUGUAUUGUCAUUGUUCGAAUUUUAUCGUAAGCCAAACUGUAACUAAAAAGGGAAAAACAACUCUAGUUCGUAGGACGUAAUUAGCGCGAAUGAAACGAACCAUCCAGUGGACGGUGUGAGGGGAGGAGCGAAAGGAAAUGUAUUAAAAUAGUUCUUACAAACCACUAAUGGAAAAAGGUGCGAUGGUCAGCAUGCCAAAUGGUGACCCCUGGUGCAUCGAGCAGAAGGCAAUAAUUGAAACCCGUUUUAAGUGACCAGUGACCCAGAGGAAGUACACACGCACGCGACACGUACAACGUGUAAAUGUUUGUGUGUGUGUGUGCGUGUAAGGAAAACAAUCGUUUGUGUGCAAUUUGAAAUUGUUAAUUUCAAUCCAAUAAGCGACGACAGGGUUCGACAGCGGCAAGGAAGCCAAGUGGAACGAUGUCGAUGGCACUUCGUCAGCAAACAAGCCGUUGUGUGUUGCCCGUUUGCUGCACGAAUCUUAAUGACAGAACUGUAUAAAUGUUGCGACUAUUGGUGGGUGUAUUUAUGUAUGAUAAGUGAAUCAAGUAAUGAUGCGAAGCGUGAAGGAGUGUAGGGGUUGUAGUUGAAAUUUGUAGGAAAAUUCAUCGAGCACUCGCAGCCAAUGGUAGCUGGUGGUUUGCUUGUGGACACCGUCGGGGAGGUUAUUCAGGAAACGUUUACCAAGAGAUUUGUUUUUGAAACCCUUAUUUUUUGCUGAAAAACUAUUACUCCUUUGGCACACAUUCUGUAAGGUAAGUGUAACAGAUAGGUUGACAUCACAGGUAGCGUCAAAUCAUCAUUAGUGUAAUCUGUACUGCGUGAUCAACCAAAAAAAAAGCACCCAGCAGUCCAGACCACUUCAACUGUGUUGAGACAACUCCAGCACUGCUACCGAUUGGACCAUGGCUGAGCGGUACACAGUGUUGCGAGCAUCGUUGCGGCACACAUGCCAAACUCAUUCUUGCCAUCCAACCUGCCAAAAGUGAAUCCCGAAACGACUCGUCUGACAGCUGUCUGUCACGCAAAAACCGAACCGAUACGCCCUCGUUGCAAUGCUGAUCCAGCAAAUGGGUCCAUUUCGAAAUGGUAAUCAGGGUAAAGCAAAAUGAAAACCACGCAAACGGCGCGAUGGGAAACGCGUUUUGCUCGUAACAACAAACUUCAAUCGAAAGGUUUCACUUUCUCGCGUGAAACAUGCAAAUUGGAAAGCAAAACCUCUCAUGUUGGGGAAAACAUUUGUAAAGUGGACGUAUUUUCUUUUCCAUUUAUGACAGUGUACACAAAUUUUAUGUUCUGAAAGGAUUGAUAGCAAAAGAGUGCCGCUUGAGCAGUAAAUUCGAACCCGUUUCCCUUUGCCAAAGAUGAGGUACCAACAUUAUUACGCAAGAACGUUUGUCCUAAACACAAAUGGCAGAGAUUUCUAAGGAGCUGAUUGCACUGUCGAACAGAACGUGUCGUGAAUAGCCUGUCUGUAUGUAUUUUCCUGUAAACUAUAGUUCGGAUUUGCGAAUACAAAGCAGGUGGGAAGAUAGGAACGUAAAUUUAAAUUUAAAAAUGAAUAGAGAGAAAAAAAAAACAAAUCUUAGGAAAACAUUUGUAAGUAAGAGAGCAAAUGAAAAGAAAUCAUGGUCGGAAUGAAAGUGUCACGGUAGAAAAAUUGCAGUUAAGUUUAUUUAUUUACCGAAAGUAUAUUCUAUUUCCUUUUUAUACAAUAUUGACGAUAAACCGGAAAGCAAACACCUUCCACAUUACUGCAUCUUACACCUACGGAGGGAAGCUGAAAAAUCAAAACCAAACCUGUAAAUAAAGUAUUUUAAUAAUAAA
This is a messenger RNA of Anopheles arabiensis, 6268 nucleotides long. RefSeq names its product protein eva-1-like. The transcript has 12 exons. The record is from RefSeq and is a predicted model, not a curated record. The coding region runs from base 1532 to 3328 and encodes 598 amino acids. Gene Ontology annotation, molecular function: carbohydrate binding. NCBI's taxonomy places the organism in Eukaryota, Metazoa, Arthropoda, Insecta, Diptera, Culicidae.